This is a messenger RNA of Pectinophora gossypiella (pink bollworm), 1171 nucleotides long. RefSeq lists its product as uncharacterized. The record is from RefSeq and is a predicted model, not a curated record. The coding region runs from base 33 to 995 and encodes 320 amino acids. Lineage: Eukaryota; Metazoa; Arthropoda; Insecta; Lepidoptera; Gelechiidae. The transcript is spliced from 8 exons.
UCAGUUAUACACCCACUUUUAUUCUGUACAUUAUGAAGGUCUUCGUUUUUCUCGUAAUUGUGACGGUCGUCAGUAUCCAAGGAUACCCACAACCCUCACUUUUGGGGCUGAGAAAGGAAAAAUGCGAAAAAUCUACAACAUCAGACUUCACCAAAAACACAGUCUCGAAGAAUAAUGAAGAUUCUACAAAAACGACUGUUAAGGAUGUAUCGAAUGAUGGGACAACAGUAACUGAUAGUCAAGAGACAAUUAAGGAAACGUCUGAAGUGCAUCAGCAUUCCAAAGACAAUGAAUCGACACAUAAUACUGCGACGAAGGUACAGAAGAAAAAAGCAAGAAAAGGACUAUUUGGAUCGUCAGACGAGGAGGUGACAGAAACUGACACAGUAGAAACAGAUAAAACAGUCACCAAAGACCGCGAUGUGACCAGCCAAACCACUAUAAAUAAAGAAUCAAAAACUUUUACAAAUGGCGACGGGUCUUCCAAAAAGACCGAGAAUAGUGUCGAUAAAGUAACUAGUACUAACGAGAAGACCAAAGAAGACGAGAAUCUCGAUAAGACCAAGACACAGAAAAUUGUCAAGAAAAAAAACCAAACCCUCGGCCUGAACGGCCUGGUGCAGGUCAAGAAGCAGCAUACAGACACGAUAACGAAGACACAGAGAGAGCACGAACAUAAUGUCAAAACCUCCAAUUCUACCAACACUACACAUUAUAAAACUACCAACGGAACAAGCGAGACACACGAUGAAGACGGGUAUACUAAGGAUAGUUAUGGGAGCAGUGAACAAACGUCUGAUGGAAGUUCUUCUAGUGAUGAAAGCGGAUCUUCUGAUUCAAGUGAAUCCGUUAGUAAAACUAGUCAAGAUUCAGUACAAAUAAGCGUCCUGAACCUUCCACCGGUAACCCUGGAGAAGAAUUCUGAUGGUAAAGAUAAAGGUGCUUUAUUAAAAGGUUUGUUAAAGAAGAAAUUACACAAAGGCCUACUAAAAUAACUGCAAUGAAAAAUAUACCUACGCACCGAUUUUUCUGAGGCUAGUUUCCAACUAGUCAAAUCAGUUUUAAUCAACACGAAAUUACUAUGGCAUUUGUAUGGAGAAGCACACUGUGACUUCAUGGAAAAACGUGAUAAAAUGUCGGACUUAUUAUUAUGUUUUUCUUGAUUAAAAUU